Brassica oleracea var. oleracea is the source of this 1425-nucleotide messenger RNA. RefSeq names its product casein kinase II subunit alpha. Lineage: Eukaryota; Viridiplantae; Streptophyta; Magnoliopsida; Brassicales; Brassicaceae. Gene Ontology annotation, biological process: protein phosphorylation. Gene Ontology annotation, cellular component: nucleus; cytosol; protein kinase CK2 complex. Gene Ontology annotation, molecular function: ATP binding; protein serine/threonine kinase activity. The transcript has 8 exons. Bases 25 to 1242 code for a protein of 405 amino acids. The record is from RefSeq and is a predicted model, not a curated record.
AUCAGCUGCGGGAGAGCGUAGUGAAUGAUACAUGUGCCAUUCCUCGUCUUCUUCCUCCUCCUCCUCUUCGAAUCGCCUCCUCGACGUCUCUUGGUAGUGUGCGCCGUCUUGACGUUACGUGCGCCUUUGGCGCACUCUCCCAUCCGACGCUCACCUCCCGCCGUCUCCUCCGGUAACACUACAAUCGAUCCAGAUCCUCUCGUCGCCGAGAUCUCUGUUUCCGAGCAGAGGAGGGCGAUGUCGAAAGCUCGUGUGUACACGGACGUUAACGUGGUGAGAAGCAAGGAUUAUUGGGAUUACGAGUCGCUCAAUGUUCAGUGGGGGGAGCAAGAUGAUUAUGAGGUUGUAAGGAAGGUAGGGCGUGGGAAGUAUAGUGAAGUGUUCGAGGGAUUUAACGUGAACACCAAGGAGAAGUGCAUCGUCAAGAUCCUCAAGCCUGUUAAGAAAAAGAAGAUAAGAAGAGAGAUUAAGAUACUUCAGAACCUAUGCGGUGGGCCGAACAUUGUGAAGCUCUUUGAUGUUGUUAGAGAUCAACAACACUCGAAAACUCCGAGUUUGAUAUUUGAGUACGUCAACAGCACAGACUUUAAAGUUCUGUACCCUACACUGACUGAUUACGACAUUCGUUACUACAUCUAUGAGCUCUUGAAGGCAUUGGAUUACUGCCACUCGCAAGGGAUCAUGCACAGAGAUGUGAAGCCUCACAAUGUUAUGAUUGACCAUGAGCUGCGUAAGCUUCGGCUGAUAGAUUGGGGUCUUGCUGAGUUUUACCACCCUGGGAAGGAGUACAAUGUGCGUGUGGCAUCAAGAUACUUUAAGGGACCUGAGCUUCUUGUGGACUUGCAAGACUAUGACUAUUCGUUGGAUAUGUGGAGCCUUGGUUGUAUGUUUGCUGGGAUGAUAUUCCGUAAGGAACCUUUCUUCUACGGGCAUGACAAUCAGGAUCAGCUUGUGAAAAUCGCCAAGGUACUUGGGACAGAUGAGUUGAAUGCGUAUCUAGAUAAGUACCAGUUAGAACUUGAACCACAACUUGAAGCACUCGUUGGGCGGCAUAGCAGGAAGCCUUGGUCCAAAUUCAUCAACGCGGACAAUCAGCAUCUAGUCUCACCCGAGGCGAUUGAUUUCCUGGACAAGCUGCUCCGGUAUGAUCAUCAAGACAGACUAACUGCAAAAGAAGCCAUGGCACAUGCUUACUUCGCGCAAGUAAGGGCAGCAGAAACCAGCAGGAUGAGAAGUCAAUGAAACUCAGGAGUGAGAGAUCUGUCUGGCAAGAUGAUGAUGAUGAUGGUUAAGUGUUUUGAUCUUUUCUUCAAAUAUUUUCUAAACAAUAUAUGUGUGUGAUGUUUUCCUUUUUGGCCAACGUUAAAACACUCUGUAUUGAAUUACAACGUAUUAAACGUAUAAAAGUUCUAAACAUUUGUUUUA